This is a messenger RNA of Coregonus sp. 'balchen', 1119 nucleotides long. Lineage: Eukaryota; Metazoa; Chordata; Actinopteri; Salmoniformes; Salmonidae. The record is from the annotation of a GenBank genome assembly.
GACCUGUUUGUUCUGUUGGAUCUGAUUGGUGCACCUGACCCUAUGUUUGUCAACCACUUUGACAAUACUAUACGCUGGUUCGAUGAGCUCAUAUAUGCAGGUAAGGCCCCCCCACCCCACUUCUCAACAUUUUUACUCCAUAUACAGUAUCACAACAAUUGCCUGUAUUGCCAGGUAAAUUAAUGAAUUAUUAUCCCAUUGAUUGCUCACUGUAAUCAUAAUGGGGCAGGAACAUGUUGUAAUGGAGAUUGUGAAGUAGAGGGAAGGAGGCAGAGGUACACUAGAAUAACAGAAAGAACCAGGGAGCAAGGCAAAGAGAGUUUGGCAGGUGGAUGACUGACUCAUGCUGAUACAGGACCAGGCUCUCCUGUGCUGAUCUGACUUUAAUUUCACUCAGGCACAGUAAUAAGACACCUGGAGUGAGCUGUUCUUCCUCCCUCAAUUUUCUGUCUCCUCUCUGCUUACCCCACCCCCUCUUUAUCAUUGGCCUUGACCCUGGCCCACGGUGGCUGUCAUGUCUGUCUGCCAGAGAGGAGGCUCCAUAAGCUGGGUCUGCUGUCCUCCCACCCCAGAGAGGUGAGCUACUUUAGGAAGGACAUAAACCUGGGCCCUGUGGAGGACGACCAUGUGCCCUUCCUCCAGCAGGGUGAGGGAUCACACCCACAUAGAUAGACAGAUGGUUAGAGAGCACAUUUACUGACUAACAAUAAUGGAUGUUUAACAGUACACCUUGAAUACUUACACAGCUGAUUAGACUAUGGCCUUAUGACUGUACUGUAUUUACAGAGAUUGGUUCCCUCCCUCUGCUUUAGUUUUAUCCCUGUAGAACUUAAUGUACCACCUGCCUUUUUUCUCUCUCGCGCUAUCAAACUCUGUCUACCCCAUCUGUCCUCUACACUCUACCCUAUCUCAUUUGUCUUCUCCCCUCCCCUGUCUCUCUGCCAUUCUCACCCACUCUGCUCUAUGCCUGCAGGGGUUCCAGUACUACACAUGAUCACAACGCCCUUCCCCUCCUUUAUGCACACUCUGGAGGACACAGCGGAACACAUCCAUUCUCAGACUAUCGAGAAUCUCACCAAGGUGCUAGUGGUGUUCCUCGCUGAAUACAUAGGACUCUGA